GACUUGAGUAUUCACUUUUCUCGAUGGAGGUUCACCAUAGUGGUGAAUUUAGGGAGAAGCCAAACAAGGUUUACGUUGGAGGACAAAUGGAUUACAUAGAUGAAUGUGAUGUUAACUCGAUGUCGCUUAUUGAAAUGGAUGAUAUAACCUCUAUUCUUGGAUAUGCUCCAUACAUAUUAUUAUAG
This is a messenger RNA of Ilex paraguariensis (yerba mate), 185 nucleotides long. NCBI's taxonomy places the organism in Eukaryota, Viridiplantae, Streptophyta, Magnoliopsida, Aquifoliales, Aquifoliaceae. The record is from the annotation of a GenBank genome assembly.